AAAUAGAGUCUCAACAACGUUAAUCGAAUAUAUAAAUAAAAACCAAAUAAAUUUUAAACAAAUUCUAUGACUAAUUAGCUAAUGUUGUGGAAUUUAAAUUGAUUCAGAUUCCAUUUCGGAUUCACGCAAUGUGCGCGGGUUGAGCUUAAUUAAGCAAGAAUUUUAAUAAAAUAUCAACAAAUCUCCAACACAGUGCUGAAAAGUGUUAAAAACAACAGAAACUACAUUAAAUUUUUCACAAUUGCAAAACAAAGAAACAAAACUCAAACCAACUGCAGACGGCGGCGGCUCACACAUUUUUUUGGAUUUAUGAAAUCAAAAAGAUGAAAUCGGACGCGUAUGAGCUGCACAACUACGCCGACUCGGAGAUGGAGCUGGACACAGAUCAAGCUGAGCCACUGAGCGCGAAGGAUUCACGUAAGCGGAAGGCAACCACUGCGGCAGGCAGUCGACGGGGCGAGAAGUACUCGCUGCGCCAGAAGAGACAGCGCCGCCUGCCCAGCGAUCUGCCCGCCCCGAUAGCCGCGCCCGCCCYAGAGCURCAGCCUGCAGAGACCGUCUCCAGCAMGGCCAARGCCAAGAGCCCGGYCAAGACGAAAGCGCCUCCGCUCAGCAAGUAUCGCCGGAAGACAGCCAACGCCAGGGAGCGCACGCGCAUGCGGGAGAUCAACAUGGCGUUCGAGCACCUGCGACACUGUGUGCCGCAGUCCAUUACGGGGGAGGAUGCGGCCAACACCAACGAGAAGCUGACCAAGAUAACGACGCUGCGGCUGGCCAUGAAGUACAUUGGCAUGCUGACUGAGUCCCUGCAAGAUCCCAGCUACGAGAGCGAGUUCCUAGUCGAGUGCCUGCGCGAGAGUGCCAGCCGGGAGGCGCACGUCAGCGUGGACACCGAGCCAGAUCUGGAGUUGGACAUUGAGCGGGAGCGGGUGCGGGAGCCAACGCCGCCAGCCAAGCCUAAAAAGCCAGCCAAGUCCAGCAAAAAGGCGCCUGCCAAGCGCCAGUGCAAGCAAUCCAAGGCAGCUGCAGCAACAGCCACGCCCACAAUGACAAAUGCCAAAAACGUGCCCAUUAGCUCGCCGGAAUCGUGUUAUGCAUCCUCUUCCGUGGGCUCGCCCGCCUUUUGCGCAGCCGCCUCCUCGCCCAGCUCGGCCUACGCAUCGCUCUCCUCAGCCGCCUCUAGCAGCAGCAGCAGCAGCAGCGGCAGUGUGCACGGCAGCGCAGCGCUGGAUACGGACAGCCUGCUGGGCAUGCAAGCGCUGGACGAGCUGAACACACUGCUGCUGGAGUCGGACAGCGACUCGCUGCACUGCCUCAACAGCUAUCAUCCUGAGCUGCUGGUAUCCGCAGACGCCGCGCUGCCUUCCCGGGGCGACUUGCCCAUAUCGAUGAACCUGACGCUGGAGAAGCCGGAUGUGGAGCUGAGCYUGCGAUUGCUGGACCACUCGACAGACUCCUUUGACUUUGCCAGCGAUCAGCAGCCAUCGGCCUGCAUCAGCCCGUUGGCUGCUCUGGACGGCUUCCAUCCAUUCGCGGAUCUGCUGCACGGCGAGUUCUCCGAUAUAUUUCUGACGUGACAAGCGCAGCAGAGCGCUGCCUAGAUUAUUAUUUAAUUAAUUAAUUAUUUACAUAUAUGUACAUCUGUAAUUUGUUACUUGCUGCGUUUAAGUUUAACCUAGUUCUAAAAGCAAAGGCGCGUUUACCUAACCUCAUUCAAGCAAUAACCGCGGAAUUCAUCGUGUCAUAGCAGGCAGGUAACUGCACAUGCAUGCUCAUAGCAGACAGCCCAUGUCCAUAUGUUUCUCUGAUAACCAAAUUAGCCACUUAAGCAUUUCUCUAAAGCAUUUUUUUUACACCCUAUACACAACUUGAAUACUGUAAAUAAAUCACAACAUUUUGUUCA
This is a messenger RNA of Drosophila arizonae, 1903 nucleotides long. RefSeq names its product Helix-loop-helix protein delilah taxi (gene tx). The record is from RefSeq and is a predicted model, not a curated record. Gene Ontology annotation, molecular function: E-box binding; DNA-binding transcription factor activity; protein dimerization activity. Gene Ontology annotation, cellular component: nucleus. Lineage: Eukaryota; Metazoa; Arthropoda; Insecta; Diptera; Drosophilidae. Gene Ontology annotation, biological process: positive regulation of transcription by RNA polymerase II; anatomical structure morphogenesis.